Messenger RNA from Exaiptasia diaphana, 1322 nucleotides. RefSeq names its product alpha-ketoglutarate-dependent dioxygenase alkB homolog 7, mitochondrial. The record is from RefSeq and is a predicted model, not a curated record. Gene Ontology annotation, biological process: DNA damage response; fatty acid metabolic process. The transcript is spliced from 5 exons. NCBI's taxonomy places the organism in Eukaryota, Metazoa, Cnidaria, Anthozoa, Actiniaria, Aiptasiidae. Bases 1 to 723 code for a protein of 240 amino acids. Gene Ontology annotation, cellular component: mitochondrial matrix.
AUGGCGGCCAAGUGUAUCUCAAGGAAAGUUCUUUGCAAUCUUUCUUACGCUAGAAAACUUGCAAUUUUGAAAAAUGCAAAGACAAUUUCCACGCAAAAUGAGGGCAAUAAAUCAGAUCUGCUCGACAAGGUGUCGUUUCUGACUAAUGACUGUACGAUAGAGGAGUUGGAAGUCGUCCAAGACAUGGUUGUCGGAAAUCUCGAAGUUCACGAGGAUUUUAUUAGCGAAGAAGAAGAGAAUCGAUUACUAAAUGAAGUUGAGCCUUAUUUAACAAGGCAGACAUAUCAGUACGAUCACUGGGAUGGAGCUAUUCAUGGUUAUAGAGAAACAGAGAAGACUAGAUGGACAACAGAUAGUCUAAGGAUAUUUAAGAGGAUAAAAGACACAAGCUUCACUGCUAAGACCAAACUCUUGCCCAGUGUUCAUGUGUUAGAUCUUGCCAAAAAUGGGUAUAUCAAGCCUCAUAUUGACAGUAUAAAGUUUUGUGGUCCAAUCAUUGCUGGGUUAAGUCUAUUAUCACCAAGUGUCAUGAGAUUUAUUCAUGAAGAACACAACUCUGUCCUGGUUGAUGCAUUGCUCCCACGAUUCUCUCUUUAUAUUAUGAGAGGACCCAUUCGGUUUUCAUUCACUCAUGAAAUACUCGAAGGUAGGAAGUCAACUUGGAAAGGACAAGAUGUUACUAGAGACAGAAGAAUAUCUGUCAUUCUAAGAAGUCAGCCAUAAAGACAAUUACCGGUGUUACUUCCCCUACAAUAUUAAUAAGCAAAUUCCUGUGUAGAAGAGCAUAUUGUAGAUGUCAAUUUUUCAAGCCAAUCUGAAAGAUGCUCCAGUUCUCUGCAUUAGAUAAAGMACUACUGAAACUGUUAAUUCCAUGAAAGUAAUAUUUAGUGAUAUUUAUUAAAUAUGGAGAUGGUCUAUAAUGUUAUAAAAAUGGUACAUGUACUUAAAUCUUUACCAUAGAGUACUGUACUAGAGUGGUUUUCAUAAACCCGUGAAAUACACUUUAGUUUAAUACACUUUAGUACACCCUAAUACCAUUGUUUUCUUUUGUUGUCAUCUGACUAUUACACUUUAGCUUAUAGUUUUUGUUUCACGGGUUUAUGAAAACCACUCUAUCCCUCAUUUUUUUAAAUAGUUGUAUAUAUAUAUUAUUUAUAUUAUUGUUUAUAUUAUGAUAUUAUUUUGCCAUAAAAUGAAAACAUAAUUAUAAUAUAAUUUUUAUAAUUAAACAUUGUUAACAAUAGAUAGACUAGAAAAUAGAAUUAUUUCCAACAAGAAAGGUCAUUCAUCCUAAUAGCUCCAAUUGGCAACAAGCACAAAUG